AAUUAUGUGUACGUGUUCAUUAUGCCGAUAAAUUUUUUUCUGUGGCACUGUUCUUUUACCGCGUGCUUUGGUAAGUAGACUGCUUGGACAAUGUGGACAGUGCAGUUUCUUUUAUUUCGCCUCCAUCGAAAUGUCACCGCCGCGGCCGGAAUUCGAUCCCUCGUCUUUGUGCUUAGCAGCACAACGACUUAUUGCCUUUAAGCCAUCACGGCGGGUCCCUUUUUCCUCCGAAUGUGAAAUCAACGUGAGGUAUACGUGGCUCUGGUUAAUCUUCAUAGCCUUUGUUCUUCUGAUAAUUGGCCUUCUUGUGUUGUUCUUCUUAACCAACACCAAAUCAGGGGUUUACCGCGAACAAAUAAUCGUCAGCGUGUCGGAGCCGCAGGCGCCAGGGCCACAAAUUCCCGUAGGACCGACGGCGCGGCCGGACGACAAUGAAAGCAGCGAAACCGCCGAAACAAUAACUGAGGAGUACCCGUCUGCUGACGUCACCACACCUGGAAGGUCAACGGGGGCCAGGAGGCACACGAGCGCGUCGUCGUCGUCGGCUGUGACAACCACAACGAAGGCGGCUGCCGUUGAUGGGGAAUAUUCGUCGACUGCUGCCGAUUUGAGUCGACACAAUGACCGUACGACUAUGCAUUACAUGCCCACUUUUGUACACUUUAUGGGCACAAAAGUUUGCAGUAGUGUGAGAGGCCUACUCUGUGUUUUCUCGGGCGGACGAAAGACCAGGCUUGUUCUUCCCGCCGACGGCGUCUGCAAGUACGUCGCAUUUCACAGCGUCGUGCCAGCGAAACAAUCAAAAGACUUCACGUCUCCGAACAACGGGGAAGCUUUCGAUGCGUUCAUGGUUGAGGCAGGGAAGUUCAGGCGCACCGUGCCGCUGCUCUCCAUCGCCAAACAUGCAUGGGACAAGUUGGCUUCCAAGGGGGAACGCGUCGCCAACGUCACCUCGGCGCUGGAAGUGUACGCAGACAGGGGCAUCGGGGGCUUCGGCUGCGCCCUCUACUACCACACGCUACGCUACGCGCCUGACAGCAAGACUCACCUGGCGCUACUCAGUGAGGACUUCCGCAAGAUGCUGCGAUCGCCGCUACUCUUCUUUCUGGGCCUGGUCGUGGUGGGCUCGGGCCACGGCCUGGGAGCCCGCGACGCCGCGAUUGAACUGGCUCGCAGCGUUGUCGAACACGUGGACCUCCUGGUUGUGGUGAGCCACGUUCCAGCCGACCGGAACUUGCUGCAGGAGACCGAGAGCCUCCGCCAUUGCCUGGUCACCGCCGCGUCCGGUUGGCGCGACGACCACCUUGGAAACAAAAAUCUCCAGUCCACACAACGCGCCGUUGAUGUUCUCCUGGCUCUCAAGGACUCCAAGGCCCGCUUGUUCGUGUCGGCAACGAUGGGUGUCUGGAAGUACGCGGUGGCGGCUCGGAGCAUCCGGAACCUGCCCACCCUUGGCAACAUGAGCUGCGAUUCCCGAGAGCUGGUGCCGUUCGCAGAGGUCUGCAAGAAAAACUUCACAGUCGGCAAUAGCGGCGAAGCUGGGAUUGCCUACGACUACGACUUGGAUAAAUCCACGUGGCGCUCGUAUGAGACGCCGGAAUCCAUUUCUUUCAAAAUUCAGCGUGUGUUUCGACACCUGAAAGACGCCCAAAGUGCGGGCAGGGCCGGCUUCUGGGCAUUAUACGACGUCGAAAUGGACGACUGGGACGGUGAAUGCCACAAUGGCACUCCGAGGAAGCCCGUUAGACUCUACAAAUUUGCGGACCUCACGGCACCUGCCUCUUUGCAAAGAAUUACGUACAGCUAGCACGCAAUGUGCGUUAGCUGCUUGCGAAAUAAACUUACGCGGUAUACAUGUUGCCCACACAGCACCGGCCCUUAGCGACGAUUCCCGCAGUGCAACUUAAAUUAAUCUCGAAGGCCAUGCUUAUGCUAGCUGAAAAUCCCGGACAUGUCGUAAUAUCCGCCAUGUUUUAAACAUUGUCUACC
Molecule: messenger RNA, 1989 nt
Organism: Dermacentor albipictus
Lineage: Eukaryota; Metazoa; Arthropoda; Arachnida; Ixodida; Ixodidae
Source: RefSeq, a predicted model, not a curated record